Liolophura sinensis is the source of this 1197-nucleotide messenger RNA. RefSeq names its product protein PIF-like. Gene Ontology annotation, molecular function: chitin binding. Gene Ontology annotation, cellular component: extracellular region. The record is from RefSeq and is a predicted model, not a curated record. The coding region runs from base 1 to 1197 and encodes 398 amino acids. NCBI's taxonomy places the organism in Eukaryota, Metazoa, Mollusca, Polyplacophora, Chitonida, Chitonidae. The transcript is spliced from 9 exons.
AUGUUAAAGUCCAAGCUGGUUCCCGGCCAUCCCCGACCCCCACAGUAUCCCCAACCCACCCGCAUACCCGGUCCGUGUGAUGACUGCAAGUUCCUGAACGGAAUCGGCUACAAUCCCCACGAAUCGGUGUGCUCUUAUUACUACCAGUGUUUUGACAACAACGGCGUGCUUGUCCCCGUUCAGCGACGGUGUCCAUUCGGGUUGUUCUGGGACCAAGGAGACUUGACCUGCAAGAACGCUGCGGCCGUGGACUGUGCUACAGAUCCGUGUAAGCGUAGCCCUCGAUCUUACGGGGCUCCCGAAAACUGCCGUGCGUAUUGGCAGUGCCGCUGGGGCAGAACCGUCAGAGCACAGUGCUGUGCCUACUCCCACAGGUUUGAUCGGACCAGGGGCUGUAUCUAUGACAACAGCUGUACUGUGCCAUGUCCCCCUAACCAGCCUCCACGACCAGAUGUUUGCAACAAACGGCCGUACCCUCAAGAUCAGACUCAGUACUACGAGGACAUAGGUCAAGGUCGAACUAUCCUAAGACGUUGUGCCCCAGGGACCAUCUUCGUGCCUGCUCCCACAUGCCGCUGUGACAGAGGCACCGUUGUUCCCCCGAUGCCAUGGGAAUGCAAACCAGAUCUGUACUUUCCCUUUGACAACGACCUGCUGGACAAAGCGGAUGACAAGACGCCGGCCUUUGCUGACCGUGUCACUAUAGACCGUUCCCCCAGAAACGGAGCCGUAGGGGGUGGGGCAGCCAGGUUUAACGGUAAUGCCAAGUUGCUCAUCUGGAAGUACGCCAACAUGGAGUUCGGCUCCAAAUUCGUGAUACGUUUACGUUACAGGGCUUUACCGUCGUCCAAUGCAUCCUUGGAAGAGGGGAUAAUCACGAACAGCGACUGUAGAUUACCCUGCUCUGUGGCCAUAUCCUACGACAGACAAGACAACACAACGACGGCCAAAAUCAGGACAGAAGGCACGGGCGUCGUGCGAAGUCUACUGGCACAUAGUCCUGGUUGGAAUGCUGUAGAAUACAGAUAUGACGGGAACCGACUCACCUUCUCCCUCAAUGGGAACUCCCAGAGCUUAGCAGCAACUGGUAACAUUGUCAAGGUGCCGGCCGCCUUGCAGAUAGGAACUGGCUGCAUGGGGUUUUCCCCUUUCACAGGUCUUAUUGACGAGCUAUAUGUCUACAAGUGCAUACCUUGA